Molecule: messenger RNA, 2307 nt
Organism: Canariomyces notabilis
Lineage: Eukaryota; Fungi; Ascomycota; Sordariomycetes; Sordariales; Chaetomiaceae
Product: HCP-like protein
Exons: 2
Coding region: 1-2307 (768 amino acids)
Molecular function (GO): protein binding
Source: RefSeq, a predicted model, not a curated record
AUGGCGGCCGUUGGCACUCCGCCGUCAUCCGCCUCGCCUUCGUCCGGUAGUCCCGCCCGUCGGAAGCCCGUUCCUCUGCAUAAUCUUUCGCCCAUCGAGCGCUAUGACUGGGGGGAAGCCGUGAAGCCGCUGCCCGGCGUUCCUCCAUCCGAGGCCCCGAGGUUACGACAGUCGCCUGUGUCACCUGUCAAGGUCAAUUUCCAGACAGAAGAUUGGGCCCGCCCAUCAACCGGGAACAUCGAGACACACGUCCCGCACACGGGACCCGCCGCCGCCCCCGUCCUCGACCGUGCUCUGCCCAAAACCCCCGAUGCCCCGACGCCUCCGCCGCACACCCCUCUACAGCAACCUGAGCACGGCAAUGGGCAAAGCUGGGUACCCGAUGCGUUGGGCUUACGGUCCGAUUCGAAUGGCACAGAAAAGCCUCAGUCAUCGCCGGCGUUGAGCCCAGUGGAUCAGACACAGGUUGUCAAACCCCUGAGUUCAAAGAUCAGCGAGUUAAACAUGGACAACGAGUUUAGAACGAAAGGGGCGAAUCGCAAUAGCGGGGACUCGGACACGACUGCGAGCACGACACAGCCGCGGACGUCGGCCAAAUCCUCGGCCACGACGAGCGCCAGCUCCGUGUCGGGAAUCCUAGACUGUUCCGACAACCAAGACAACUCGGCAGACGCAUCGGCUGAGGGCUCGGUCAUUGACGAUGGCGCAGUGCAAACCGAACCAGUGCCCCAGCUUCAGUACCACCACUCGGCCUUCCUUCCAAGGCCGGCGAGCAUGGCGGUGCAGCAAGACCCGAGGGCCCAAUCAAAUCCCAAUCUGGUGGAAACGGCUGCUAGUAUAAACCGCCAUCUCACUCCCACAACCAACUAUGUGAAACGGAACUCGUUCCCGCGGCCUCAGUCGGCCUACUCGGUGUAUUCAGAUUUUGGCGCGAGGGGGCGCUCGCCUGCCCUGUUAGGGGGUUCCCAGAACCGCGCUCCCUCUGCUCAUUCUAGGAAAUCCCCCGAGACACGGCCCUCGUCGUUCGCGGAGCUCCUCAAUGUCCCAUACCCGCAACCGGCUCCAGCGCCCAUCACCUUCGACAACUCUCAACUGCGUUCCGCUGUGGGCAACAAUGCGUCUCUACUUAGCGCCCAGAAAACGCUCGAGAUGUAUCGGCAAAACGUCAAAAAGACAAAUGACUACCCCACUCUCUACUCCUUUGCCGUGUUCCUCAUCGCUACGGCACAGGAGCAGGGCCUCGAUUAUCAGGACCCCAAGAGGAGCAAGAGCCCCAAUACGAGGCAAGGUCAGGACGGCGCAGCUGGAGAGGCAGUCGCAUCUUCCCCCUACGAUUUGGUGCGGGAGGCGCGCGCUAUUCUGCAGAAAUUGUCUAAUAGCGGCUAUCCCUUUGCGCAGUACUACCUUGCCGACGGCUACGCCUCUGGCCUCUUCAGCAAGGGCAAGGAGGACUACAACCAGGCGUUUCCGCUGUUCGUUCUUGCCGCCAAGCACGGCCACGCCGAGUCCGGAUACCGUACCGCGCUGUGCUACGAGUUCGGCUGGGGUUGUCGCAAGGACCCUGCCAAGGCCGUGCAAUUCCUUCGCAUGGCGGCUUCCAAGAGACACCCCGGCGCGAUGACGAGGCUGGGAAAGGCCUGCCUGUCGGGCGACUUGGGCGAGAAACGGUACCGAGAGGGCAUUAAGUGGCUCAAGCUGGCAACGGAAGCGGCUGACACCAUCUACAAUGCGGCUCCGUAUGCCCUUGGGUGUCUGUACGAAACGGGAUACGGCGACGACAUCUUCCAGGACGAGAGCUACGCGGCCGAGUUGUUCACCCAGGCUGCCGACUUGGGACACCCCGAGGCCAACUUCAGGAUGGGCGAUGCCUACGAGCACGGCAAGCUCAACUGUCCGAGAGACCCGGCCUUGAGCGUACAUUUCUACACUGGCGCUGCGGAGCGCGGCCACCCCGGGGCCAUGAUGGGGCUUUGUGCUUGGUACAUGGUUGGAGCGGAGCCUGUGCUGGAAAAGGACGAGGAGGAGGCCUAUGAGUGGGCGCGGAGGGCGGCCGAGCUGGGCAACAUCAAAGCGCAAUACGCCGUCGGCUACUUCACCGAAAUGGGCAUCGGCUGCCGGCGCGACAUACUUGAAGCUAAUGUCUGGUAUGUCAAGGCGGCCGAUGCCGGCGAUGAGCGGGCGAAACAGCGCCUUGCAGCCAUCCGCGCGGCUGUCAGCGGGGGCACCCCGAUGGAAGUUGCCCCGCCCCGAAAUGCCAAGAUCAAGAAGCACGGCGAGAAGGACGAUAAGGAGUGUAUAGUCAUGUGA